AAACAGAGCCCCCUCUAGCAGUCCCCAGCCCCAGUCACGCCCAGCGAGCCAGUCCGGAAUGUUUCCGCCAUGGCCAAGCUCUGGUUCAAAUUCCAGCGGUACUUCCGCCGGAAACCUGUGCGCUUCUUUACCUUCCUGGCGCUCUACCUGACAGCGGGCAGCGUGGUCUUUCUGCACUCGGGCUUCGUGAGCCAGCCCGCGGUGUCUCAGAACCAGGCCAUCCCAGCUGUAGGGUCCCCAGUCGAUGGUGCAGAGCUGCCCUUCUUGGGCGACAUGCAUCUGGGCAGGGGCUUCCGGGACACGGCUGACGCCUCGAGCAUCACCCGAAGGUAUGGACCCUGGUUCAAAGGCAAAGACGGAAAUGAGAGAGCCAAGCUGGGCGACUACGGUGGAGCCUGGAGUCGAGCCCUCAAGGGGAGGGUCGUCAGGGAGAAGGAGGAGGAGCGAGCCAAGUACAUCGGCUGCUAUCUGGAUGAUACCCAGAGUCGGGCUCUGCGAGGCAUGUCCUUUUUUGACUACAAAAAGAUGACUGUCUUCCGUUGCCAGGACAACUGUGCAGAACGGGGCUACCUGUUUGCCGGGCUGGAGUUCGGCGCCGAGUGCUACUGUGGCCACAAGAUCCAGGCAGCCAACGUGAGUGAGACGGAGUGUGAUAUGGAGUGCAAGGGCGAGCGAAGCAACGUGUGCGGUGGCGCCAACCGCCUCUCCAUCUACCGGCUGCAGCUGACCCAGGAGUCGGCCCGCAGGUAUGGAAGUGCGGUCUUCCGAGGCUGCUUCCGCAGACCCAACAACCUCUCCUUGGCCUUGCCUGUGACAGCCACCAUGCUGAACAUGUCCGUGGACAAGUGCGUGGACUUCUGCACUGGGAAGGAAUACCCGCUGGCAGCGCUGGCAGGCACCGCCUGCCACUGCGGCUUCCCCACCACACGCUUCCCCCUCCAUGAGCGGGAGGAAGAGCAGCUGUGUGCCCAGAAGUGCAGCGCCGAGGAGUUUGAGAGCUGUGGGACGCCCAGCUACUUCAUUGUGUACCAGACGCAGGUGCAAGACAAUCGCUGCAUGGACAGAAGGUUCCUCCCAGCCAAGUCCAAGCAGCUCAUUGCUUUGGCCAGCUUCCCGGGGGCCGGCAACACCUGGGCUCGCCAUCUCAUCGAACUGGCCACCGGCUUCUACACUGGCAGCUACUACUUUGACGGCUCUCUCUACAACAAAGGCUUCAAAGGUGAGCGUGACCACUGGCGUAGCGGACGGACCAUCUGCAUCAAGACCCAUGAGAGUGGCCAGAAGGAGAUCGAGGCCUUCGAUGCUGCCAUCCUCCUCAUCCGGAACCCCUAUAAGGCCCUCAUGGCGGAGUUCAAUCGCAAGUACGGCGGCCACAUCGGCUUUGCUGCCCAUGCCCACUGGAAGGGCAAAGAGUGGCCGGAGUUCGUGAGGAACUAUGCCCCAUGGUGGGCCACCCAUUCGCUAGACUGGCUGAAGUUUGGCAAGAAGGUCCUGGUAGUGCACUUUGAGGACCUGAAGCAGGACCUCUUCGUCCAGCUGGGCCGGAUGGUCCAUCUGCUGGGUGUGGCAGUCCAUGAAGACCGGCUGCUGUGUGUGGAGAGCCAGAAGGAUGGCAACUUCAAGCGCUCCGGGCUCCGGAAGCUCGAGUACAACCCCUACACAGCAGACAUGCAGCAGACCAUCUCCACCUACAUCAAGAUGGUGGACGCAGCCCUGAAAGGGAGGAACCUCACCGGUGUGCCCGAGGACUACUACCCGAGAUGA
This is a messenger RNA of Chrysochloris asiatica (Cape golden mole), 1764 nucleotides long. RefSeq names its product WSC domain containing 2 (gene WSCD2). Lineage: Eukaryota; Metazoa; Chordata; Mammalia; Afrosoricida; Chrysochloridae. The transcript has 8 exons. The record is from RefSeq and is a predicted model, not a curated record. Bases 70 to 1764 code for a protein of 564 amino acids.